AGGAAACGAAUGUGAUAUGCAUGGUGUUGAGUUCUUGCGCUAUGCAACCGGCGUAUUAUUCUUUGCACUCGCUGUUUAUCAUCCUUACCCAUAUGGAGCAUAUGACCUUUCGACUAACUCUCCAUGUAUCUCAACACUAUGCAUUCAUGGAUUACGUGUGUAUCACAUAUACACACAUUUCUAUGGGAGUUGGAAUCUAUCAAAUUCGUGUUCUACCGCAAGGCUUGACCUUACGCCUAACUCCUAGUAUAGACUCUACAAGACAGGGAGGACAACAUUCAAUACGUGUCUGCUACAAUUGCUUGAGCUUUUGGAUUUGCUUUGCCCAGUCAUAUAUAGCACCGUCGUUUGGAAUCAGCGGAAGUCCGACGAUACGUGAGCCCUUGUCACGAAUAGAUGGUACAAUGCAAGAAAACCUCGUCUUCCCUGUACAGAAAGAAGCGUCCAAUUUUGUAGCCUUAGUUGCAUGUUGUAUGAAACUUUACGCAUUAUUCUCAUUUAUGUAUGUUUCCCUAUAUGAUGCAGUUACAAUAAAUAUGUUCAUGCGGAUUUGUAUUUGCUUAUAUCAAGGAUAG
This is a messenger RNA of Cylicocyclus nassatus, 575 nucleotides long. The record is from the annotation of a GenBank genome assembly. NCBI's taxonomy places the organism in Eukaryota, Metazoa, Nematoda, Chromadorea, Rhabditida, Strongylidae.